UGUGUGGUUUGCUUACAUGUUUGUACAUUUGUCUGGAUAAACAAUCUCCCUCUCCUCGCCCAACAAAACCCUUUCCAAAUUGAGAUUGACCUCCAUAGAAGAAUCCACAGCUUCUCUUUCAUAAAAAUGGCGGAUCUUAGCUCACAAUCUCAGCUCAUCCCUAACCUCCCAGACGACAUUGCCUUACAGUGCUUAGCCAGAGUGCCACGUUCCCAUCACCCCAUUCUCUCCAUCGUCUCCAAAUCUUGGCGUUGCAUCUUAAGCUCCACUGCACUUUACACCACCCGAUCAAUCCUCCGUACUACCGAAACCUUCCUCUACCUUAAUAUCCGGGUAAACUCCACUUUCCACUGGUAUACUCUCUUCCACAACCUUAUUUUCACAAACCCAGAAAAACCCAGAAAGCUUUUUCCCCUUUCUUCAAUACCCACCAAGCCGAUUGGACCGGCGUUUGCAGUAUUGGGCUCGAGAAUCUAUGUGAUUGGUGGGUCUAUUGGUGAAAUUCCUUCGAAUAAUGUGUGGGUUUUUGAUUGUAGGUUUAAUUGUUGGGAAAUGGGGCCGAGAAUGAGAAUUGGUAGGGAGUUUGCAGCAGCUGGUGUUGUGAAUGGGAAGAUUUAUGUAAUGGGUGGGUGUGUUGUUGAUAAUUGGGCGAGGUCGAUGAAUUGGGCUGAGGUUUUUGAUCCGACGACGGGGUUGUGGACUGCGUUGCCGAGUCCGAUUGAAGUUAGGGAUAAGUGGAUGCAUGCUAGUGCAGUUGUGGGUGAGAAAAUGUAUGCAAUGGCGGAUAGGGGAGGAGUGGUGUAUGAUGUUGGGGGAUGUGAAUGGGGGAGUGUGUCGAAAAGGCUUGAUUUGGGUUGGAGGGGACGGGCUGCGGUGGUGGGAGGGGUGUUGUAUUGUUAUGAUUAUUUGGGUAAGAUUAGAGGGUAUGAUGUGAAGGAAGAUGUGUGGAAGGAAUUGAAAGGGGUGGAUAAGGGGUUGCCUAAGUUUCUCUGUGGUGCCACGAUGGUGAAUUUUGAUGACAGGUUGUGUGUUGUGUGGGAAGGCAAGGGGAGGGGAAAGGAGGUUGACAUUAUGUGUGCAGAGAUCGAAGUGUGGAAGGAUGAAGAUGGAGGGUUGAGUGGGAACAUUUUGUGGUCGGAUAUGAUUCUUGUUGUUCCUAAUGGUGCCUCAAUUGUGCAGUGCUUGGCAGUUGACUUGUGAUGAUUACUACAAACAAGAUUGAAGGUGCUGGUCAUACAUGUAAUGAGCUUUCUUCUCAGAUGCCCGCUUGUUUGGGUUGCAUCAUUAUCCUGCGGUUGUCUUUGAGAGUUCAAUAUAUGACUGCACAAAGUCAGAUACUGGCAGGAAGCUUCAAGUCUGAACCCUCAAGAAUUAAUAUUUCCAAGAUGUUGAUUGUUUCAUAGGCCAUUUUCCAGAUAAGUGCUUCUGGUUCAACUUUUAGUGCCAGAUUGAGCAGUUGUAGAUUGUGAGUUGUGUUUCAAACACAUUUCUGGAAAGCUGCUGCGUAAAUUCUUGGAAUAAAUUUUAGUGUAACGAAGAUAGUGAGCAAAAGUUUGUAUUUGUCGUUGAACUCUGUUUGAAAAGGAUCAACAAACUUUUCGACAGGAACCAAACCCCAUGGCUGCUUAAGUUUCAAAUAUUUCAACAACUCUGUGCAAUUCGGCUGAGGUUAUGAAACAAGCCUAGGUUGUCUGCUUGUCAGGAUUCCUUGCAGAUUCAAGUGCAUUUGUAACAGCCAUGCUGAAUAUUGUGGACGUCCAAGCUUCAAUCAUACCUCUAAUGACGAUGAAUUCAGACAUGUUCGAAAUACUCAGUUAUCUUCAACAACAACUAGUAGACCUCAAUUGCAAGUUAUAUUGCUUGUUGUCCAUUUCACUCUAUUUAUCCCAUCUCUGUCCAGAAUAUAGUCUGUUGUGUUCGAACUGGGAAAUACUACUGGAUCUGAAUUGUAUAACUUCCCUGUAUUAUAUUGUCCCCUUGCCUAGGUCAAUUUUGGUAGUUCACUUUAACAUUGUAAUUCCAAUAUGAGUUUUCCAUUGUUUACUUGCAUAUUUCUUUGCGAUGUAAAUGAAUUGCAUAAAC
Solanum stenotomum is the source of this 2082-nucleotide messenger RNA. Its product is annotated as F-box/kelch-repeat protein SKIP6-like. The record is from RefSeq and is a predicted model, not a curated record. The coding region runs from base 127 to 1200 and encodes 357 amino acids. The transcript has 2 exons. Gene Ontology annotation, molecular function: protein binding. NCBI's taxonomy places the organism in Eukaryota, Viridiplantae, Streptophyta, Magnoliopsida, Solanales, Solanaceae.